This is a messenger RNA of Lichtheimia ornata, 1467 nucleotides long. RefSeq lists its product as uncharacterized. Bases 1 to 1467 code for a protein of 488 amino acids. The transcript is spliced from 3 exons. Gene Ontology annotation, biological process: positive regulation of transcription by RNA polymerase II; meiotic cell cycle. Gene Ontology annotation, cellular component: nuclear chromosome. Gene Ontology annotation, molecular function: DNA-binding transcription factor activity; DNA binding. NCBI's taxonomy places the organism in Eukaryota, Fungi, Mucoromycota, Mucoromycetes, Mucorales, Lichtheimiaceae. The record is from RefSeq and is a predicted model, not a curated record.
AUGUGCCCAUCAUCAUCCUCUAUCAGCAGUACAACCACACCACCAGUAGUGUCAUCAUCAUCAUCCUCACCACCACCUACAGCCAAUCACAACAACAAAAACAACAAUACUAUUGCUGGUGGCAGUGCUAUCAAACCCAUUAGGUCUACUUCACCACCACCAACCCUUCUCAUGUCACAGCCUACUACGCCUCGACCCAAUACUAUGGUGGUGUCGUCAACUGAUUCAACCACCUUAUACGCAUCAGAUCAAGCUGUUUCUUCCACAACAUCCGAAAACGAUCAUGGCAGUGGUCGUGGUAAUGAGCUGUAUAAAGCAACAAACGAUGUUUAUUCCACCAACUUGAUGCCAACUACUACUGCGACAAGUGGUGGUGGUGGUGCUGUUGUUGACAGCAGCAGCAACAACAGCGUGUCGGUACAUCAUCCGCAGCCGCAGCAGCCGCCACAGCCACCAGCACCAUCGCACAAUCAACACUAUCGCCGUCGGGAUCCAAUAAUGCAUCCAUUUCAUGAUGGCCCAUCUUUUGGUCCAACACGUUACAAUCGCAACAUUUACGCCCUGGAUCGUUCCACAAUCAUGGGAAUUGAUUUGCAUGCACGCAUUGAUCGAGGAUUUUUUCGGGCUGACAAUGAUUGGACAUGUUAUCGGCGCAACUAUUUUCAAUUGACGGGUGGGUUUUCAUUACGUGGAAUGAACAUGCCAUUAUACGAGAAGGGUCAAGAGACGCCAUCAUGUCUUGUGCGGUGUAGCAGAAAUGGACAAGAUGAGUUGCAUCCAAUCUCCAGUUUCAUGCUUGGUGUUACAGCACGGAUUGCAAACAGCGACAAGCCCAUUCAACUUGUUCAACUCACUGCGAAACGUGACAAGGGACCACAAUCCACACCUCCACCACUCCCAUUACGUCCUGAUACAACACCUGAUUCAUCUACAAGGGUCACUUUUGAGCGUAUCCAAUUCAAAUCAGCUACAGCCAACAAUGGCAAACGACGAGCAGCUCAACAAUAUUAUCAACUUGUAGUACAACUUUAUGCGCAAGUGCAAACAUCAUCAAGUACUCUUCUUGUACCAGUGGCUAUGGUUGAAUCGGAUCAUUUGGUUGUGCGUGGUCGUAGCCCGGGUCAUUAUGGUGAUUUGGUUUCAGCACGCUCUCAUCAUAGACGUAGCUCUUCUUCCACCACCACCACUACCAGCACAGCAACAUCACAAUCAAGUCAACAACAACAACAACAUCCUACAGCUUUUCAUCAUUGGCCACAAGGAUCCAAUCACAGCAACAAUCCACCAGAAGUAUAUCACAAUCGAUUCCUUCCUCUUCCUCAUCCGUUUCAAACAAAUCAACCGCCGUCCAACAGUAACAGCUCAUCAUCCACCACUACGACAACAACAACACCCCAUCCAUACUUGAAUAACCCUCCUUUUCUACCACCACCACCACCACCACCUUCUACACACAAUGAAACAUAA